CAUUCCCCAAGAACUACUUCAGAACACCCAACCCCUAGAAGUCCCUGCUAGCAAUGCGUUUUCAACAGGCGCUACUACUUCAAAAACAGCAGGCAGAACAAGAGGACCAACGUGAGGAGUGGGAGAAAAAGUUCAAACCUGUGUAUGAAGCGGUCAAUCGAGAUUAUGAAGCGGCAAUGCACUGGUAUGACCCGAUUGCCCUCUCCUUAGAACGUGUCACAAAACAACUCCCACAACACGACCAAACAUCCAUAUCUCCUUCCCCAGUAACUUCCGGCACGCCUUCCAUCUCGUCACGAGUCAAACCUUUGACCACGUCGCUUUCAUCACUGACUCUCUCUGACCGGACACGUGCAGCAUCCCAUGACCCAAACUCACCCUCUCGAAAUUCAACGCGAAAAGGUGAUGUAGACACAAAGACAGUAGAUGGAGAGAGGAAGGCGAGACCUGGCGCGAGGGCAAGUACUGUUAGAGGGGCACAGAUGCAACGGGCAAAUGUGGUAGCAGGUCCAAGAAGUCAUUAGACCUGCCGACACCGAGCAUUGGAAGACCCGGCUGGGGACGCUGUGAUGACCUCAAUUCGAUCAUACGAUCAAUAUCCCGCGGCCCACUGUGUGUAGACUAUAUCUGUUUUCCUAGUUAGACAGAUUUUACGAUGUCGAUAUGCUAUUCGAUGCUAGAGUGACAGGAGAAGGUGCGAUGCCCCGUGCGCGUCGGUGCACACAACCUUCAGCAAUCGUGUUAUGGUUCUGGAAGCUCUAUGUCCGUUCUAUAACAACGAUGAGAUGGCAAGUAAAGCAGAUUUUCUGGCGUUAAUUGGACAGACGCCAAGGACAGAUGACGCAUGUUUGAUACCCGUAAUAAUAGAUCAUUGGGCAUCAUCACGGGCGAUGGAGCCAGACUUUAUUUGUUCAAUAGAUAAACUGCUAUUCAGUUGACAGUUGUGGGUUUUCUAUACCGAUCAAUGUCUCCUUGGCAUUGUUUGGCGCCACAGCAGCACUGAAAAUAGAUAGAAAUGGCCAGUUUAGC
Messenger RNA from Spizellomyces punctatus DAOM BR117, 1029 nucleotides. RefSeq lists its product as uncharacterized. Bases 54 to 524 code for a protein of 156 amino acids. Lineage: Eukaryota; Fungi; Chytridiomycota; Chytridiomycetes; Spizellomycetales; Spizellomycetaceae. The record is from RefSeq and is a predicted model, not a curated record. The transcript is spliced from 2 exons.